Molecule: messenger RNA, 600 nt
Organism: Stylonychia lemnae
Lineage: Eukaryota; Ciliophora; Spirotrichea; Sporadotrichida; Oxytrichidae
Source: the annotation of a GenBank genome assembly
AUGAUGCAAUUCCCCUAGAGAGUCUUUUUCAGACUCUAUCCAAGCUAACAAAAGGAAACUGAUACCUUAGAAGGUGAUCAUUUAAGAACCACUGUUGGUGUACUUUGCAUUUUGCAUUCAGUUUUCUUCCUUGUCUCACUCACGGUAAUUGGAUUCUACUCCAUGCUUAUGGAAGUUGCCUAUGCUGUGUGGUUGUAUUCUUGCUAUUUAACUUUGAAAGAAUGGCAAGUUGUCCUCUAUAUCAUUGCACUAUUUUUUGGUUUUGCUCAUGGUAUCUUCAAUCUCUUCCAAUUUAGUGACAUGAGAUUACUCUUCUACAUUAUUAACUUGGUUUACUAUGGUUGUGCGCUGUUUUUCAUAAUCAAAAACUAUAAGGACUUCAGAGUUACUGGUGGUAUUCACGGUGCAGAAGGUACUUAAAAAGUAAAAGCACCUAAGGAAGUCAGCUCAACAAAAGGAGGAGAAAAAUCAUCUGAAAAGAAGAAAGGCAAAAAGACGAUUGAUUCCAAAAAAGAGGGAUUAGUUGUUCCUUUAUUAGAAGAAGGAUAGAAGCCUCAACAUUUAGAUAAUGAUAAUGAAAAAGGACCAGGAAGGGCUUGA